AUGAUAGAUAGUAGGAUAACAGAAACUUCAUUACGUAAAGCAAUUGGAAAAAUUUUAUAUGAUAAAGUUUUUAGUCAAAGUGAUAUAAUUGAAAAAGACUAUUUUGGUUUACAAUACACUGAUACACAUAAUGUUCAACAUUGGUUGGAUUCGUCUAAGUGCAUAAAAAAUCAAUGUAAAAUUGGUCCACCAUAUACAUUCCGCUUACGUAUUAAAUUUUAUGCGUCAGAACCACAGACUUUACAUGAAGAGCUAACAAGAUAUUUAUUUGUUCUACAAUUAAAAGAUGAUGUAAGAACAGGUAAAUUAGAAUGUCCUCUUGAUGUAAGCAUCGAUUUAGCUGCAUUAGCACUUCAAGCUGAAUUAGGCGAUUAUGUUUCAAUUGAACAUUCAGCCGAAACUGUAUCGGAGUUUCGUUUUAUACCGGAUGGAAGACAAACAGAAGAAGUUGAAGAAGCAAUUAUCCAGAAAUGGAAAACUUAUCAGAAUUUAACGCCUGCUGAUGCUGAAAUACAAUAUUUGAAUAGAGCAAAAUGGCUUGAAAAUUAUGGUGUAGAUUUACAUACAGUAUUGGGACGAGAUGGUAUGGAAUAUCGUUUAGGAUUGACACCGACUGGAAUUUUAGUAUUUGAAAAUAAACAAAAAAUUGGUCUAUUUUUCUGGCCAAAAAUAACUAAAUUAGAUUUCAAACAUAAGAAACUAACAGUUGUUGUGGUAGAAGAUGAUGAUAACGAUCCAAGUCUUCAACGAGAUCAUACAUUUAUAUUUCGUUUAUAUGAUGAAAAACAAUGUAAACAUUUGUGGAAAUGUGCAGUAGAAUAUCAUGGAUUUUUUCGAUGUAUUAAACCACCAAAAACAAAAUUAAAUACUCGAGAAAAUUUUACUAGAAUGGGAUCUCGAUUUCGAUUUAGUGGUCGAACAGAGGCACAAAGUGCAACAGUAAAUUUAACUCGUCGUAGUGCUAAUUUUGAACGACGACCAUCCCAAAGAUUUUCGAGACGUGCUUCCUAUGCCAUACGAAAGAAAUUACAAGAACAAGCACGUUUAAAAGAACAAGAAGAUGAAAGAUUAAAAAAAUUAAAAAUUGAACAAGAAGCAAAAUUAGAAGAAAAUACUGCAGGAAAAAAAUCACCUGAACAUAAAAAUCCAUCAUCAUCCACUCAUGAUUUAACAUUAUCAUCAUCGAGCAAACGUCCAUCUUCCUGGUCAUCAUCACAAAAAAAUUUAAAUUUAUCAGCAUCACAACGUUUGGAUAAUUUAAUACAAGGUGUUAACGUUGCUAGUGAAACGACAAAACAAUUAUCACAAGAUUUAUUGAUAAAUACUAAAGAUAAUGAAUCAAUCUCAAAGAAAAAUUCAACAUCUCUCGUAGUUUCUACAGUGCCACCUCCUCCAAUACCUCCGAGACAACCGAAAGAUGAUAAACAACAUCAACCGAUAUUAUUCAAUAAUCCGCUGAAAACAAAUAUUAAAAGUUAUUGUCUUGAAAAUUCGAUUAAAAACAAACAUUCGAAAGAAACGAAUAAUUUAACCGUUAAAGUAGAACCAGAAAUAAACGGCAAUAAUACAGCAAUAAACGAUGAUAAUAAUGAAAGUUUAUUGAUAAAAAUUUCACCACAACAUAAUGUUAACGGUCCAUCAACAAAUGGUCACAUUCGUUCAUCCAUCUCACCGCCCGCAAGAAAUUUAAUUUCAAUGAGUCCACCUAAAUUCUCGUUGAAAGAUGAGUUUCCGUUCGACAAUGUACCACAACCUUCUUUUGUGGUUAAACUAAAUAGUGUUCAAAAUUUAAUCGAUUCUAAAAGUGCUGGUAGUAGUAGUAACAGCAGCAGCAGCAUUGGUAAAAUGAAUUUACUAAAAAAAUUUCCACUAUUAAAUACACCGAUACCAGAAUUUGCUAUAUUAAAUCGUGCUAGAACAUCAUCAUCAUCGAAUAAUAAUCGAGCCUACGAUAAUAUCUUAAACUAUUCACUAUUCGACAUUGAUGGUGUUUACAGUCGAUUUAAUUUUCCAAGGAAACAACACACACUACCUUGCAAUAAUAAAACACAAUUUCAUAUGAAAUGUGCUAAUUAUGACAAUUUAUCCUAUCUCGUUGUUGAUUCAACAAAAAAUCUUCGUAAUUGUGCUGCUGCUGCUACGACAAUUACUAGUGACUACACUGAUGAUAAACUUCAACAAUCAGAUAAACCUGUUAUUGUUACACGAACAUUAAGUACGUCAAAUAGCCGUAAUGCUUCAGCGACAAUUGUUCAAUCAUGUCAUAAUACUAAUAACAGCGCUAGUACAUCGUGUUCAACAUCAUUAUCUUCUCAUCACUCUCGUACGUCUAUUCAACAUCAACCAAUUACAACAGAGUUAUGA
This is a messenger RNA of Didymodactylos carnosus, 2364 nucleotides long. The record is from the annotation of a GenBank genome assembly. NCBI's taxonomy places the organism in Eukaryota, Metazoa, Rotifera, Eurotatoria, Philodinida, Philodinidae.